AUGGCUGAAUUCAAUUGCUCAUAUAAAAAGGCCUUACAAAUAUAUAUUCCUCCAGCACCUCAACCUGUACAAGUAGAACAGGAAACAACUAUAUUAAAGACGGCUCAAAGACAUCUCAACCCAAAUACACCUUUAUAUAAUAAUAUACCUGAACCCAUACCUGUGUUUAUCUCACAAAACGAAGAUGGGGUAAUGUCUUACGCGAACGUUACUCGCUCUGUACCGCGCUUACACCCUGAAGUUACUUCUAACACUAAAUCAAUACCAUUAUCAUCACAAUCGGGUACUAUGGAGAUUUCGCAAACUUUACAAGAAAAAACUAUAAGUACAAAGAGAAAAAGGAAAAAGAAGCAAAAUCAGAAUGAAGUGUUUGAAAACGAUAUAUCUACAGAAUCAGAAGAAGUAAUUAAUAAUAAUGAUGAUGAUAUAGAAAGUGAGCUCCAAUCAAGAAAAGAGAAAAAAGAGAGAAGAGAGAGGCUUAAAUCAACUUCUAAUUUUAGGCAAUUACUUUUUAAGUUAUAUGCUAUAUUUACAAAUUCACAAGAACAACUUAAGAACAAAAUGAUUCAAGGAAUGUCAUUAAUUAUUGAAUGGUUAGUACCGAUGGUGGCUCAGUGCAUUUGGGAUUUGCCUUUUAAAAGCUUUUUUAGUCAAUAA
Parnassius apollo (apollo) is the source of this 657-nucleotide messenger RNA. Lineage: Eukaryota; Metazoa; Arthropoda; Insecta; Lepidoptera; Papilionidae. The record is from the annotation of a GenBank genome assembly.